Molecule: messenger RNA, 2025 nt
Organism: Wallemia mellicola CBS 633.66
Lineage: Eukaryota; Fungi; Basidiomycota; Wallemiomycetes; Wallemiales; Wallemiaceae
Exons: 2
Source: RefSeq, a predicted model, not a curated record
AAGGCUGAAAAUAGAACCUUAGAUUUAAACAACCAAGAUCAACGAUAAAUAGACGGUUAAACUGCUUAAAUGCAAUCAGCUCUAGAGGAGAGUAUAAAAUAUGUACAGAAAGUUCAAUCUCUCACUAUAAACAAUGAAAGUAAAGCCGAGAGCGUACCAUUCUACAAGGCGACCAACGAGGAUGACCAGGAUUGGUCAAUGUUAGUAGACGAUAACGCUAUCGUAAAUGACGACGAUUUCGAUUUCUUUGAUGAAUCACCGAAAACUGCAACUACUCAGCAAACUCCGAUUACGCCAUUCACACCUGCUACACCUUCAAUACACUACUCAUUCGUUGAUCAUACAUUAGAGGAAUUUCAAAUGCAACCUACGAAUGGUGUUAUACCCAAUGGUUAUCAACAACUUGCCUUCAAUAGGGCUAUCAGUUUGGUUAAUUAUAGCGCGAACGGAAAGUAUGCGGUCGAAGAGGGCAUACAAUCAAGAGCGAGUUAUCCACCACAUUGGUACGAAUCUUUAUCGCGGCCGCAUUUAACAAGACGCAAGAAGAAAGAGAAAGAGAAAGAUAGUCGGAUGACGUUUACGAAGGUUAUACAUGAUCGUUCAGCAACACCGUCAUCUUCUUCCGAAUACGAGAUAGACGAGGAUGCAUUUAUAAACUCAUCGGAUGAUGAUUUCGACAUCGAUACGAAUCUUUCAGUACCACCAACUCCGAUGACCUUACAUUCAAACGGUAGUAGGCUAUCGGAAGGUGCGCCAGAGAUUGUUAUACAACUCAGUGACGAAGAUCGUGUAUUACUAUCGAACAUUAGCUGGUCUAGCGCUCCUAAAGGUUAUAACAUAAAGUUCACACCUCAAGACAUUACAUCACAAUACCUCACACAGCCUAAGCUGGCACUAGGCUACGACAAUCAAGUUAUCCACACACUCCCGCAUGGCAUGCAGUACUGGGAGAAAGCAGGGUUCACACCAUUUGGUGGAAAGAAAAACAUAACAGUGUCUAUUGAAGGACAGCGUACAGAACUUCGGGAAGCUUUCUUUGAUACUUUCCGUGAUAUGUACACCAUAUGCAAUUUUGGUACUGUCAGCGUCCUACAUAGGCAGGCGACCUUACCUGAUGAACACACUGUUGUGUUUGAAAUCACAGACGUUGAUUUUAGUACACACCUUCCACGUGCUCGACAGGCGAGUCAAGAAGGUCAUACAUUCCAAUUACUUUCUAGUCAAGAAAUACAAGAGGUUAUAUCAUCCCGCGAUGCCGCUCGCGGUUUGGCGAUACGGAUCUAUGAUAGGAUCAAACUAGUUGUUCAGAAGUGGGCACCGAAGAGCCAACAACUGCAUCAGUCUGUAGAGGCUCAGUCGUUCGACUUCCCUGCAUUCGUUAUUGCGCGUAAUGGUAUAUCGCGGGAUCAAAUAGCUAUCGCAGCCGGUAUUGCCAGCGCAUUCAACUAUCAUCGGAAGCUACAUAUAGCAUAUAUCCAUCUAUCCUCAAACAGGCUACUCAUUGUUUCCAUAGAUGAGUAUUCCCAUUUCCAUGAUGUGCAAUUAGUCGACAAGGUUGGACGAACUUCUAAACAAACAAUAUUGGAAUACUUCAAGGUGUUCGAAUUAGAGACAUCCAUAAGAUGGAGUGUGAGGGUUAUAACGCCUUCUGCUAUUCCAAAUGAUGAUGAAUUAGGAGAUUGGAAAGCCACUAAUGCAGACGACCUAGAUUUACAUUUUUAUACAUUCAACACACUAGAAGGUAAACACGAUGCCAAUAAAGCGGACUAUGGUUGGGAGGAUAAUCUAAAUUAUGCCACAAUUAAUUCAGGAUGUAACAGGGUAUUAAAAAUAACAAACCAUUCAACGACUAUCAAUCAUAAUUUUGAAAAUUACAUUCAGUCAUUGCAUAACUUAUCAUUCAUAACGAAAUACAAAAAACAUCCAAGAAAUGAAGACAACUUACCAUACCAUCUACACAAGCUCUUGACUAUAUCUCAAUAAAAGAGCUAAAGAACGUACACAUUUGUAUUUUUACUUGUAAAA